This is a messenger RNA of Carassius auratus (goldfish), 1124 nucleotides long. Its product is annotated as corneodesmosin. Gene Ontology annotation, molecular function: nucleic acid binding. The record is from RefSeq and is a predicted model, not a curated record. The coding region runs from base 303 to 1124 and encodes 273 amino acids. The transcript has 2 exons. NCBI's taxonomy places the organism in Eukaryota, Metazoa, Chordata, Actinopteri, Cypriniformes, Cyprinidae.
UUUUUUUAACAAUUUAGACACUGUAUACAAUACUCACCAUUUUAGGCCAAAUGACAUAUGGAAUAUGGAUAAGACUGGUGUGACCACAGUACACACCUCAGAACAAAUAAUUGCGAGGAGUGCACCAGAUCGGAGCAAUGACAUCUGGAGAAAGGGGUACGCUUGUGACUGUGGCAGUGGCCAUUAAUGCCCUGGGGAAUUCGGUGCCUCCGGUUUUUGUUUUUCCCCGUAAACGAUUUCACUCUCACUUCAUCCAUGAAGGGCUGCCUGCAUAAGCCGGAGCAGCAAAUGGGUCUGGUUGGAUGCAAGCAGAGGAAUUUUUGCAGUUCCUUCACCACUUUGCCAACCAUACAAAACCCUCGCUAGAAAUGAAGAUACUUCUCUUGCUGGACAAUCACGUGUCCCACCUGUCUGUGCCAGCCAUGGAUUUCUGUAGAGAAAGAGGCAUCGUUUUACUUACAUUCCCGCCACAUUGCACUCAUAAGCUCUGUCCCCUGGACAGAACUGUUUUUCGAUCUUUCAAAGGGAGAGUCAACACGCACCUGGACACCUGGAUGAAAGCUCACCCUGGCAAGAACGCCACAAUAUACGACCUCCCUGGGAUUGUUGCAAAAGUGUUGCCACAGGCAACAACACCUGAGAACAUCAUGUCGGGAUUCAGUUGCACUGGUAUCUGGCCCUACAGCCCUGAUGUGUUUGGAGAAAAUGACUUCGCUCCUGCAUAUGCAACCGACCGACCAGAGCCAACUACCUUGACAUCCUCUGCAGAUUCCUCCACACUCCACCAGGGCUCCUCCUCUCUUCACCAGGGCUCCACCACUCUCCACCAGGGCUCCACCACACUCCACCAGGGCUCCUCCUCUCUUCACCAGGGCUCCACCACACUCCACCAGGGCUCCUCCUCUCUUCACCAGGGCUCCACCAAACUCCACCAGGGCUCCUCCUCUCUUCACCAGGGCUCCACCACACUCCACCAGGGCUCCUCCUCUCUUCACCAGGGCUCCACCACACUCCACCAGGGCUCCACCACACUCCACCAGGGCUCCUCCUCUCUUCACCAGGGCUCCACCACACUACACCAGGGCUCCUCCUCUCUUCACCAGGGCUCCACCACACUCCACUAG